Messenger RNA from Zophobas morio, 2047 nucleotides. RefSeq names its product glutathione S-transferase theta-3 (gene GstT3). Lineage: Eukaryota; Metazoa; Arthropoda; Insecta; Coleoptera; Tenebrionidae. The record is from RefSeq and is a predicted model, not a curated record. Gene Ontology annotation, biological process: glutathione metabolic process. The coding region runs from base 1252 to 1932 and encodes 226 amino acids. The transcript is spliced from 4 exons. Gene Ontology annotation, molecular function: glutathione transferase activity. Gene Ontology annotation, cellular component: cytoplasm.
CAGUAAUUUUGUUAAAUAACUUUCAGUUAUAAUUAUUACGUAAAUUGAGCAAACAAAAUAACAUUGGUGUCUGUCAAGAAACUGUGUUAAUUGUGUGUUGCAAUUUUCCAGAGUUCCAAUGAAGACCAGUUUCAGAUUAAUGAUCAAAAUCGGCUAAAAACCUACAUGUCGGCGAUAAUCUCGGCUGAUUAAAAAAAAGUUGAUGAGUUUACACACUUGAAAAAAAUAGGACGGUUGAAGACCUUGACCGCCAAGGCUGCAACAAACCAAAGUUGAUUUUAGCGCCAACUCAAAUCAAAAAACGAUGCAGAAAUGCAUUUUUCGAGUACGUUCAACAUCCACCAGGUGGUAACCAUAUGGAGCGAGGUAUAUUAAAGCCUGUACACAACUGUAUACUCUGAUAAUCUUGUAUGAACAGAGGGCGAAGGUUCUGCUUACGUCAUUUUCACACAAUGUUGCCAACCAUACGGCCCAUUUCAUGCCUGUCGCAAAUCAAAAAAUUUUCGACCGCUCGUAAUCGUUGUAGUUUGCGGGAGUCUUCAGUCUGCAAUCAGGCGGUGUUAAAUAAUGAAACUCGAUUUCCAUUUUAGGUUAUAAAAAUUGACAUUUGAAAUUUGGCGCCUUAAGUUCCAAUUUUCAAAAAAGCAUCCAGUUUCCUAAUUUCGAAGAAAUACAACUCGUGUUAUCACCUUUAUCUGCGCCAUCUCUUAUCAGCAGAUUUCCAGAUACAGUUCCGAAUUUUUGUUUUUGGCUUGGUGGUGCAAAUUCUUAGUAGCUGAAAAUCCCAACUCAUGCCUGGAGUGCCUUAUCUUAUUAAAUUCCUUAUCUUAUCACUAUUUAUCUACUUACGAGUUUUUAUCACAACACAAAAAAUCACAGCCACUUGAAACCCUCCUGUUUGCGUUCUAGAAAAUAUAAUCACACUCUGUUUGCUUUUUCAUCGAAGCGACAACUCGCCGGACUCGUAAUUGGUCAAAUUUUGUAUCUUUUGAUAACGCUAUUUACCAGAACCAUUAAAAGAUUAAAUACUUGAUUCUAAAAAUUAGGUUAUGGUGUUAGACAUCUGUCAACCAAGAAAGUGUAAAUAUUGUAAAUUCCACAACAAAUAAAUAAUCGAGGACGGUGAUAUUGGACUUCGACAAGAUUUUUUCUAGUUGUUAACGUGGAUUAUCUUUUUUUAUAAAUUUAGAUUGACCUUUGAACCCCACUUGUUUACCUCAAACGACUUUGAAUCAGAUUGUGUAAGCUACAAUGACUCUCAAGCUGUACUUUGAUUUCUUGUCCCAGCCCUCCAGGGCUUUGUACAUUUUUCUGAAAAUUAACAAAAUCCCGUUCGAAGCGUGUCAAGUGGCCUUGCGCAAAGGUGUACAUUUGACAGAGGAAUUUCAAAAGGACUUUAACCGCUUCCAACGAGUGCCUUUCAUUCAUGACGGUCAAUUCAGACUUGCAGAAAGUGUGGCCAUUGUUCGCUAUGUCUCCACCAAACACAGUCUAGACAACAACUGGUACCCCAAAAACCCACAAGAGCAGGCCCAAGUUGACGAGUACUUGGAAUGGCAGCACCACAACACUCGAGCCUUUUGUGCCAUGUACUUCCAAAAAAAAUGGCUAAUUCCCAUUCUUACUGGCAAACCCACGGACCCCGACCAACUGCAAAAGUACGAAGACAACAUGGACAGUUGUUUGCACACCGUUGAGACAAUUUGGUUGGCUAAUGGUCCAUACAUAACCGGAAACAGGAUUUCAGUAGCUGAUAUUUUCGCAGCUUGUGAAAUCGAGCAGCCGCGGGCUGCUGGAUAUGACCCCACUGAAGGGCGACCAGUGCUGAAGGCCUGGCUGGAACGCGUUCGGAAGGAGUGUAGUCCCUACUACGAAGAGGCGCACACCGUUUUGAAUAAAUUGGCCGCUCAAGGGGGCAAAGCGAAGCUGUAAUUCGACCAUUUUCAAGCGGUGUCAGGGAAAAGAUAUUUUAAGGUUAUGUCACGGGGUUGUUUGUACUACUAUUGAAUUUAAAAUUCGUUACAUAAAAUUGAAUUUAUAUAUGGUA